AUGCCUGCCACCACGGCGGACACACUCUCCCUCGUCCAGCGGACCGUCACCGUUGCCCCCCUGGUUCUUCUUUCCGUUGCAGAUCACUACGGACGCUCGGCCAAGGGAACCCGAAAGCGUGUGGUGGGUGUGCUGCUGGGAGAGAACACAGGCCAGAAUGUUCGGGUAUCAAACAGCUUCGCCGUUCCCUUCGAGGAAGAUGAGAAGGACCCCUCGGUGUGGUUCUUGGACCACAACUUUGUCGAGUCGAUGAGAGACAUGUUCAAGAAAAUCAACGCUCGGGAGAAGCUCAUCGGGUGGUAUCAUUCGGGUCCCAAGCUACGCGCCUCCGACCUUGAAAUCAACGAGCUUUUUAAGCGGUACACCCCGAACCCGUUACUGGUGAUUGUCGAUGUCCAACCCAAGGAAGUCGGCGUGCCUACCGAUGCCUAUUUCGCCGUAGAUGAGAUUAAGGAUGACGGUACCACCACCUCCAAGACCUUUGUCCACACUCCGUCCAUAAUCGAAGCCGAAGAAGCGGAGGAGAUCGGUGUCGAGCAUUUGCUCCGGGAUAUCAGAGAUGUUGCCGUCGGUACUCUUUCGACACGUAUUACGUCACAGCUGCAAUCGUUGCAGGGUCUGCAUCUACGCCUCCGGGAUAUUGGCCAGUAUCUGCAGAAGGUGUUGGACCACGAGCUACCAGUCAACCACGCCAUUCUAGGCAAUCUCCAGGAUGUUUUCAACCUACUGCCCAACCUGUCCACCCCGCCAGCAACUCAGCGCCUCAGCGGGUCGGAGCAGCCGACGGACAACAGUGAACUGGCCCGCGCGAUGAGCAUCAAGACCAACGAUCAAUUGAUGGCCAUCUAUCUGAGCAGCUUGAUCCGCGCCAUCACCGCUUUCCACGAUUUGAUCGACAACAAAAUCCAGAACCGACAACAACAGGAGGAGAAUGAACUGAAGAGGGAGCAGGAGGCCAACGCGGUCAAGACUGAGAAGGAGGCUGCUAAGAAGGCUAGUGGCGCGGUGAAUGGGGAGCAGAAGGAGGACCAGGAUGGGUCCAAGGACAAGUCGAAGAAGAAGAGCCCGAGGGCCGACUAG
Molecule: messenger RNA, 1080 nt
Organism: Aspergillus melleus
Lineage: Eukaryota; Fungi; Ascomycota; Eurotiomycetes; Eurotiales; Aspergillaceae
Gene: rpn8
Product: proteasome regulatory particle lid subunit RPN8
Exons: 3
Coding region: 1-1080 (359 amino acids)
Biological process (GO): proteasome-mediated ubiquitin-dependent protein catabolic process
Cellular component (GO): proteasome regulatory particle; proteasome complex
Molecular function (GO): metallopeptidase activity; protein binding
Source: RefSeq, a predicted model, not a curated record